Molecule: messenger RNA, 4819 nt
Organism: Phytophthora nicotianae INRA-310
Lineage: Eukaryota; Oomycota; Peronosporomycetes; Peronosporales; Peronosporaceae
Exons: 1
Coding region: 583-4590 (1335 amino acids)
Biological process (GO): vesicle transport along actin filament; actin filament organization
Cellular component (GO): actin cytoskeleton; myosin complex; vesicle
Molecular function (GO): microfilament motor activity; ATP binding; actin filament binding
Source: RefSeq, a predicted model, not a curated record
UGGUAUUACUCGGUGCAGACGAGCGUGCGCCACCGUGCGGAGCAGGGCGAAAAUCCAGCCCCAAGCGACAUCGAUAUCGCCAAUAUAUUAUCGGCCGGUAGUGCGAUGCCGCCCGAAUCGCCAGCCUGCUUUCCCCGAACACCGCAGUUUGUAUUCGAGCAUCGGCAUCACGCAUUUUCGCGAGCAUCUGCGUGUGCUCGCAGGGCAAACGGAGCCAUCACGAGCGGAUCUGGUCUCCCCUUCCUCGUCGUCUGGUGCCGUACCUAGGUUUUACAGCUCGACUCUUACUUUUCAUUGGCUAGAAAAGGCCGCCGUGUGGUUGUUGCACACUUAAAAAGGGGUAGGUGUGCCUAUCCCUGCUGGCUCAAACCGCCCGAGUCAAAUCGUAGAGCGUCCACUGCGGCGCUGAGCUUCCCCUCACGUAAGAACGAACGUGCUCUCUGUGUGCCUUUGCGAGCGACUCGCGGACAUCGACAGGUAGGCUCUGAACCCCCUUGCGCCGGGUCAUCAAGCGCGCCAACCGCCGUCUCCUGAAGCCAACCAGGACGUUCUGAGGGAACCUCUCCACCUUCUUCGACAGCCAUGGAGGUCGGUGCCCCCGUGUGGGUCUUCGACCGUGAACUGUGGCACGAAGCGGUCGUUGCUACCCCCGUAGACGCGUCUUCGGGACUCGUGGAAUGCGCCAUCGAACCUGAGCCUAAUGAUGAGCACCUUGUGACCCCCGAGGGAGACAACGUCGUCCCCGAUGCGCAGGACUUCCAGACGCCGCGUAAACGUCGUAAUUCGCGACGCAACUCGAUGCGUCGGACCGUUUCCAUUCAAUCGGAGCUCGUACUACCGCGUAACCAGGGAGAACACUAUCACACAGUACAGGACUUGACCAAACUCGUGCAUCUACACGAACCUGCGAUUCUACAGGUGCUGAGGCGACGAUUCUUCCAUGGAGAGAUUUACACCAGUACAGGACAAAUCUUGGUGGCCAUGAACCCGUUCAGACGUCUGUCAUUAUACUCCGACGACAUUAAGGACCAGUACUAUGAUCUGGGUGGGAAUGCUCAAGCUGACAAGAGUACAAUAGCUCCGCACGUGUACUCCGUCGCAGAUCAAGCAUUCCGGACCAUGUUGGUGCCGCGAUCAGGCGACAAGAAGACAGAUCAGACUAUUCUUGUGAGCGGUGAGAGCGGCGCGGGUAAGACGGAGACGACCAAGCUCAUCAUGAAUUACUUGGCCUACGUCUCCACCAAACGCACGCGACGUCCUAUUCGAGCGAGCAAUUGCGACCAGACGACUAUUCACGACCGAGUACUGGAGUCCAAUCCCAUUCUGGAGGCAUUUGGCAAUGCCAGGACCACUAGGAAUAACAAUUCCAGUCGCUUCGGUAAGUUCAUCAAGCUGGGAUUUACCUCGUCAGGCGAAAUGCUGGGCGCUUCGAUCUCCACGUACCUGUUAGAGCGCGUGCGUCUCGUGUCACAGGGCAAAGGUGAACGCAACUACCACGUUUUCUACGAAAUGUGUGGUGGUAGUUCUGCUUCGGAACGUCAGGAAUUGGCACUGCUGGACGUGCAGGAAUACGCGUAUUUAAAUCAGUCCGAGUGCUUCGAACGUCUGGACGGAGUGGAUGAUGCCGAGUCCUAUCAGGUGACACGUCGAGCCAUGUCUAGUAUCGGCAUGAGCACCGAUGAACAGCUCAACGUGAUGAAGAUCGUCUCUGCGGUGCUGCAUUUGGGUAAUUUGUGCUUCACGACUGCUACACGCAAUGGUGGCAAGGAUGACGCCUCUGUGGUGGACAUGGACGAAUGUGGUGAUAACGUCCGAGCCAUUUGCGCGCUUCUUGGAGUGGAGGAGGACGUUCUACGCAGUACACUAUGCACCAAGAAAAUUAAGGCAGGUGCAGAGUUCAUUACGACGCGCCUUCCUGUUGCACAGGCUCAUUCGACGCGGGACUCAGUGGUCAAGACGCUGUACUCGAACCUAUUUAACUGGCUUGUGGACCGCAUUAACCGCAGUAUCGAGUACAAGGAAGAAGCGGGGAGCAGUCAGUUUAUCGGUGUAGUUGAUAUCUUCGGCUUCGAGAUUUUUGAGCAGAAUCGACUCGAGCAGUUGUGUAUCAACUAUGCCAAUGAGAAGCUCCAGCAAUUAUUCGGACGAUUCGUCUUCCGUAUGGAGCAGGACCAGUACGUAGCAGAGGAAAUCCCCUGGAAGUUCGUCGAUUAUCCGAACAACGAUGUCUGUGUGGCGCUUGUGGAGAAACGACACACUGGUAUCUUCGCUUUGUUGGACGAGCAGUGUCUGAUUCCACGUGGUAACGACGAGAAGUUGGCCAACAAGUACUAUGAGUUACUGGCCAACAAGCACGAGAGCUUCUCAGUGACCAAACUGCAGCGAGCCAAGGGUCAGUUCGUGAUUCAUCAUUAUGCCGGUAACGUCUGCUACAUGACGGAUGGCUUUUGCGACAAGAACAAAGAUCAUAUGCACACUGAGGCUGUGGACCUCCUGCGCACGUCCAAGUUCUCGUUUGUGCGUGCUUGUUUCGAGAACAGCGUCAAUGCUGGCAACUCUAGCCCAAGAAAUGGUCGGACGGAGUCUCGCGGCAGCGAUGGCAAUCGUCGUCGCUCUGGCGGCAUUAUGUCGUCUACAGUCGUGGCGCAAUUCAAGAGCCAACUCAGCUCGCUUCUGGAUGUGUUGAAUGCGACGGAACCUCACUUUAUUCGCUGCAUCAAGCCGAACGACCAGGCCAGCGCGUCACAAUUUGAACGGAGGCGUCUUCUGGAGCAGCUACGCUGCAGUGGUGUACUGGAAGCAGUCAAGAUCUCGCGAAGUGGCUACCCUGUGCGUUUUCCUCACGAAGUAUUUAUCAAAACGUACAGUUGCAUCUUGUCCCAGGUACCAAGCGCACAGGGACAAGUGGAGAAAGAAGUGGCCCUGCAGAUGGUGGACAAGUUGGCUGCAAAACUUCAAGUGCAGACAGAUGCAAAGCACCCUCCAUUCCAAGUGGGCAAGACGAAGGUCUUCUGCGUACUUGAAGCUCAUCAGGCGUUGGAAGCUGCUCGCUCUAAGGCUCUGUACAAGUCUGUAAUUACCUUGCAGCGAUACUGUCUUGGUUACACGAUGCGAGCGCGUUACCAACGCAAGCGUCGAUCAAGUAUUCGCAUCCAAGCGAUGUGGCGUUCCUGGUCGUGCUGGCAUCGGUAUCAACGCAUUAUUCGUCGCACACGCGCCGCUGUUAAACUCCAGUGCACAACUCGAGGGUUCUUGGCGAGGAAGCAACUCAAGCGCAUCCACGCAGUCACUGUCAUCCAGUCUUUCGUGCGUGGAUGGCUUGUUCGACGCGAGUAUUCUGCCAACACACUGAGCUUCGAACAUGACGUGUCGUAUGUGGGCUCACUGGACGAACGCAGCACUACGGCGAGCUCUAUUUCCCUUUCUGAAUCGAUCUCAAAGGACCGUAAGAACACGACGAUCUCGUUCCAGAGCUCCGUAUCCACUAGUGACUACUCCGACACUGACGGAAGCAUCAUUAUCAGAAGCAGUUCGCGUAUUUCAAGGAAGAAGAUGAUUGAAGAGUACGAGCCGCCCACGCAAAUCCAGAACGAGUACGAGAUCGUUUGGGAGUGCGGUCUAUUGGGUCUGUAUUUUGAAAGCGACCCUGUCUCCGGUAUGCCAAUUGUGCGUCGAGUCCACGAGAGUUUGAGCAACUGCGCAGACAUCUUCGAAGUCUCCAGAGGUGACGUUCUUCUUGCCGUGGGAAAGGUGAAGGUGAAAAAGGGAGAUAUCCGUCGCAUCCUGACCCUAUUGCAAGAAGUCCAGAAGCCUGUUCGUCUUCAUUUCCUCCGCAAUCCAACCGAGUCGUUCCGGCUUCGAUCAGGAUCUCUGGAGCUCUUGGGCGAAGAGGACUACGAAGUGUUGUGGAAAGAAGGAGUGCCUCUCGGUCUUGGCUUCCGUCCAGACCCAAGCACUGGCUACCCGUGCGUGUUGCAGUCGCAAGGUAACCAGCUUUUACCUGGCAUGUUCAAUGUGAGAGCAGGCGAUCAUCUGGUCUUCAUCAACGAGUUUUCGACUCAAGGUGUUCGCUUCCAGAAGGUCAUCGACAUCUUGGAAAGUGGUCCUCGACCUGCAGUGUUGCGCUUCCGUCACACUGACCUGGUGGAAGACCCGCAACAUCAACUUGAUCAGACAAACCCGCUGAACAGCUCGGUGCUGUCGAACCCGCAAGACGAUUCUCACUCGAUGGGGAUGUCACGCAUGACGCGUCCGUCCCGUGUGAGUAUGAACCCGAAGAACGAUCACUCGCUGUAUUACAUCACGUGGAAAGAAGAGGACGGGCCGCUGGGUAUCGUCGUCAAGCAGGAAAGCACGAGCUACUACCCUCGUGUGAUCAACGUCAAGAGCGAGGGAGCUGUGACGCGCGAGUCGCAGAAGAACCGCGUGGAGAUUGGCGAUAUUUUGCUGAGCAUCAACAACAACAACAUCAGCAAAAUGGGCUUUGGGGCAGCCAUGAAGCUGCUGCAAAAAGGCCCCAAGCCGCUUCUACUUAUGUUCCAGCGUCCGCGUUCGUCUCUGUCAAUGACGACAAGGAGCUGCAACUUGUAGUCCUCGUCCUCCCCGGUAGGUGUUAAAUAUGCAAAUUUUGGGCCACACGGACAGCAAAUGUCUGCAGAUGAGGAUGCAGUUUGGAUAGAAGCUCCUGUGAGGACCCCGCUACGCCGUUCAACUUCGUAGUGGGAGUUUUCUUCAGUAGUCAUCGUCUACAUUGGCCGCCUUGAAGUAUUUUGAAUAUUGGUUUUGUUAUAAAGAAAAGUCGAGCUUUCAUGUUACAUUU